This is a messenger RNA of Passer montanus (Eurasian tree sparrow), 3646 nucleotides long. It is a transcript of the gene AP1M1, whose product is annotated as adaptor related protein complex 1 subunit mu 1. Gene Ontology annotation, molecular function: clathrin-cargo adaptor activity. Gene Ontology annotation, biological process: intracellular protein transport; vesicle-mediated transport. The transcript has 12 exons. The record is from RefSeq and is a predicted model, not a curated record. Lineage: Eukaryota; Metazoa; Chordata; Aves; Passeriformes; Passeridae. Gene Ontology annotation, cellular component: clathrin adaptor complex; clathrin-coated vesicle. The coding region runs from base 25 to 1566 and encodes 513 amino acids.
GUGUGACUCUUCCCCCUCUGAGGGAUGACACGUACCCCGGUGUUGGAGCUCCUAACGCGCCGCUCGCACCGGGGCACUGUCCUCAGCCCGCAUGCGGCUCCGGUGCUCGGCGUGUGCCGGAGCCCCUCGGUCCGCGCGGGGCUGGAACAGCGCCACCGGGACUCCUUAACGUCACCUCCGUGUCCUUCCGCCGCGCCGCGCGUAUCGCUGCGCGCGGCCGGCGCUGCGGCCCGCGGCGUCACUUCCCGCGGAAGCGGAAGCGGAAGGCGGGCGGGACGCGGCCCGGCCGGGGCGAUGUCGGCCAGCGCCGUCUAUGUGCUGGACCUCAAGGGGAAGGUUCUGAUCUGUCGGAAUUACCGCGGCGAUGUGGACAUGUCCGAGGUGGAGCACUUCAUGCCAAUCCUCAUGGAGAAGGAAGAAGAGGGGACACUUUCUCCUAUCCUAGCACACGGAGGAGUUCGUUUCAUGUGGAUUAAACACAACAACCUGUACCUUGUUGCAACUUCUAAGAAAAAUGCUUGUGUAUCACUGGUGUUUUCAUUUUUAUAUAAAGUAGUUCAGGUUUUUUCUGAAUAUUUCAAGGAGUUGGAAGAAGAGAGCAUUAGGGAUAAUUUUGUUAUUAUUUAUGAGUUGUUAGACGAGCUUAUGGAUUUUGGUUAUCCACAGACCACUGAUAGUAAAAUUUUACAAGAGUACAUCACUCAGGAAGGCCACAAACUUGAAACUGGAGCCCCACGCCCGCCUGCCACUGUUACAAAUGCUGUCUCGUGGAGAUCAGAAGGGAUAAAAUACAGGAAAAACGAGGUGUUCCUGGAUGUCAUAGAGUCAGUUAACCUUUUGGUCAGUGCCAACGGGAACGUGUUACGGAGUGAGAUAGUUGGAUCCAUUAAAAUGAGAGUUUUCCUCUCAGGAAUGCCAGAGCUGCGCCUUGGGCUGAAUGACAAAGUUCUCUUUGAUAACACAGGCCGUGGGAAGAGCAAAUCAGUAGAACUGGAAGAUGUGAAGUUCCACCAGUGCGUUCGUCUCUCUCGCUUUGAGAACGACAGGACAAUCUCCUUCAUUCCACCUGAUGGGGAGUUUGAGCUCAUGUCAUAUCGUCUCAAUACCCACGUCAAGCCCCUGAUCUGGAUUGAGUCUGUGAUUGAGAAACAUUCCCACAGCCGCAUCGAGUACAUGAUCAAGGCAAAGAGUCAAUUUAAGCGUAGAUCAACUGCCAACAAUGUGGAGAUUCACAUCCCAGUUCCAAACGAUGCAGACUCGCCAAAGUUUAAAACCACUGUUGGAAGUGUCAAAUGGGUUCCAGAGAACAGUGAAAUUGUCUGGUCCAUUAAAUCUUUUCCAGGUGGAAAAGAAUACCUGAUGAGAGCUCACUUUGGACUUCCAAGUGUUGAAGCUGAAGACAAGGAAGGAAAACCUCCCAUUAGUGUCAAGUUUGAGAUUCCCUAUUUCACCACUUCAGGAAUCCAGGUUCGUUACUUAAAGAUAAUUGAGAAGAGUGGCUACCAGGCCUUGCCCUGGGUCAGGUACAUCACCCAGAAUGGAGACUACCAGCUCCGAACACAGUAAAACCUCACAGGCACCACAGGCCCCAAACCUUCAAGCCUACAAUUCAUUUGCAGAAGCUGCUGUGGUCCUGAGAGCUGUGAAUGUUGUUGCCAAGGGUCUCGUUUCUGCAAUCUUGAAUUGACAGAAGAAAGAUUGGAAAUUUACUGAUUUCAAUAAUGUGUUUGAGCUUUUGAACCAUUAGUAUUGAUUGUGUGAAUAUUUAUUUCAUUCUUAGAACAUGCUGAUCUUGCUGCUAAAUGCUAAUUACAUUAGGAGUAGCAGUUACAUGGAGGAGCCAGGAAUCCAGAAUGAACCUUGGGAAUGUCUUGUCGAUGCCUUGUCCGUUACAGUCACAGAGUUUCUGAUAUUUGUAUUUUAGGAUCCCUAAAGACAUUGGCAGCGUUAUGCUACAAAUUAGGGAGAUGAUUGUGCAAUUAAAUGACUGCUGAACACUUGGUUGUAUUUAGCCCAAGGUAUUUAUUUUUUUUUUUCUGGGCAUUUGGGUGCCUUAACUCAUUCAUAGCUCUGUUAACUUAAAAAAAAAUUGCAGAAUAUGAGUUGAAAUUAUCUGAAGUCAGAAAAUACCGUUAGCUUUUUUUGCAUGGUUUCAAAGGAAUUAAUCUGAGAGAAGAGCUUCAAGCGAAAGGUUUGGAAACAAAAAUAGGGGUUUGCUAAAGACUAAAGUUAGCUGAGAACAAGAGGUGACAGGAGUAAAUGCUUGUGGGAGUUUCUGGAAGCAGGAUUGCUGCCUCCAGUCAGUCAAAAUGCAGAUGAAAGAGUUCCAACCUUGUGACCCCAGGCCUGGAAACCCUCUGCCAACUGACCAGUAUUUGCUUUUUCAAAUUUCUGUUCAUCAAACAAAUUCCCAAUUGUCACAUGUAGGCACAAAGCUUUAGAUGAGGUGUUAAAAGACCAGAACACUUGUAGAGGGAAUGUGAUUUGGUAGGAAGAUUGGGUGUUAUGAUUCUUUUUCCAGAUCACAGUAAUGUACUCCAAGCUCUUCCUGGAAGUUACUGCAUAAGAAGAGGCCGACAAAAAUACAGUUGCCAUCUUUCUUCCAGCUUGCCUUUUGUGUUAAUUUAGGGCAAAUACUUCCCCUUUUUUGCUAUAGUUUGCUAGAAUUGUUUAACUUCAUUUGCCCUAAGGAGAGAUGUUUUCUUUCUCAGUCUUGUCCGUUUGUAAACAGCUAUUACUGUAUCUUCCUGGCAGAAUGAAUAACAGUCUGCAAUGUUAUUCUUAAAGGUAUUAUUUUUUUUACAUGCCAUUUCAUUUUUUUUCUCAGAAGCUACAAUUGGCACGGGUGUACAUAGUUAUUUUGGGUUUUGGUGAGGUUUUUUUUUCAGGAAAAUUGUGACGGUUAUCAGUAUUUUCUUUAUACAACUUUUAGGACGUUUUAGCUUGAAUUUAGUACUCCUGAGAGGUGCUAAACUUACACCAUCAAAAUCUAAAUAUCUAUGUCUGCAGCUGUGAUGUGAUAAUACACUGUGUGCAAAAUUCUCCACUGGUGGGAGAGUCCAGGAGUGUCCACAAAGAGUGAGAAGGCAUUUCAGUCACUGUCCUCACUGAAUCCUUGUUGUACAUAGCUACACCUGUGUGUACAGUUAGCCAAAACCAGCUCAGCUCCCCCCAGGCUGCAGCUGCUGUGACAUCACAGAAGAUAAGCCUCAGGAAAUCCAGUGUCUGGUGGUGCUUGGCAGCAAGCACACACCCAGGUUUUGGCAGCCGUGGGUGUGGGCAGGUGUGUUCUGACUCUGCUUGUCACCCAAAAAGCUUGAUGUUGAAACAGAAUCAUCUUGUUCAAGAUUUCAGUUCCACUACUCAUUUUCAUUUGAACAAUUAAGCUUAUGACUGGACUAAAACUUUUUAUAUUAAAACUGUAACUGGUUGACAAAUCACUUUCUGCUGACUUUAUUUUUCCAAGUGUUUGCUCUAAUUAUGCCUGUAAAAUGUGACUAUCCAUAGCUUUGUUUUCCUCUUGAAGUUUGGAUCUUGUGGACCAGAACCAUGUUUUCUCCUGUUUUGUUGCAGUUUAACUGUUUUGAUGAUGGGGCAUCAGCCAUGCUUGUCCAGAAGGUAAUAAAGGGCAGAAAGUCCUCUUUGA